AUGCAGGAAGACGUACUAACCGGUCCGUCAGAGGCAGAAGGAGAAGGAAAAGGUAAAGGUGAAGAUAAUAAGGCACGGUCAGACGCAAUCAACCUCAUCCGCGCGCGUACUAUCACCCGUACAUCCCCGACAGAGGCUUCCUCACAGGAAGGCUCUUCUCACGAGCCGACUGGUAUCCAGUGUGUUGUGAUGGACGUCCCGGUUGUCGAGAUAGAGCCUGUACCGGCAUCAAAGAAGGCUAAGAAGAAGAAGAAGGCCAACAAGAACAAAAGACUCUUGCUGGGUGAUGCAGGGAGUGGUGUCACUGGAGGUCAGCCUGAGUUGGUGGUCCAAAAGGCUUCGACCAAAUCAUCUUCUUCAGCAGGAAAGGAAGAUAGCUCGAUCUCUGCUUCGCACUUGCAGAAUAUAACUGCAGAGAGUGACCAGCGUGAUGCUCUGAUCCAGCCCCUAAGAAAGUUAGACAUUAAAGGCAAACGGCGGGUCCGCCGAGUUGACCCAGUGACUGGCAACGAGAUCUUUGAGCUGGUGCCUGCUCCACGCGUUCCUCAGCCCGUCUCAACAGCGAGAGACACGGUGAUUAGCCCAUCCUAUGCAACCGUCCUGUCUGGCAAACGCACCAUGACCAACCCAACCCCAGCACCAAACAACGGUUCUUUGUGCAACCCUCUUCAGUCCCCAACGAUAUCUGUUGACAUGAAGCCCUCGGAUACUGCCUCUCAGGCCCCAGCCCAAGGCUCCAGUGAGUUGAAAGCUGCAUCGACAGAGAUCCCUGCGCAGAAUGACGAGGGACUUGAUACCACUCAGCCUCCACAAAGCAUGCCCAAGAGCGCCAAUGCAGGCAGGCCCAUGUUGUCUCCCAUACGCGAAGUGUCUGGGGAAUUCAUACAGCGUCGAUCGAGCUCUAAGGGACCCGUCAAUCGAGCCGACCAGGAAGUACCAGGUUCGGGCUCAUUUGCUGAGACUCAAAGUCUCUUCACAUCUACACCCAAAUCAAACAGUACCACAUCCACCGGAUGGACCAACCUAGCGCUGCCGAUCAGUCCACAGACCACAGAGGCAUCUGAGUUAUCUUGCAAGGGAGCUGAUCACCGCAGCCAGACAAACUCGAGUGGUUCACGGAAAGUGCACUCCUCACAGGUCAUCAGCAGUCAUGCACAUCCACCUCCGCCGCCUUCACCAAGCAGCAGAUACUCGAUUUCCACCCCCACCGUGGCCAUCUCAAACACCCAAGGUACCCUGUCCACGCAGAAACCAGAGGGCUUUUUCUGGCAACUCGACAGCCACGGAUUCCCGUGCGCCAAGAAGGACUGCGAUAAACGCUGCAACCUGUGGGAUGGAGCCACGGUGAUUUGUCCUCGCUGCGGCCCAUAUUCCGAGAUCCGUUAUUGCAGCAAGACACACCUGCUCGAGGAUAUCAAGACACACUGGCUGUACUGUGGACAGCUGGCCUUUCGCCAUCCGUGUCGCGAGACCUCGAUCCCCAAGGCCGUGAGGGCUGGACCUCCUCUUAUCCCCUGUCUCCAUCCAUACGACAUGCCCGAGCGACAUCGCCAAGCGGUUUACUUCAACGUCAACGCAAGACAAGGCGACUACUUCGUUUUCGCAGAUUGGGCCGAUUAUGUAAAAGCCGAUUUUCCCGAGGACAGGACAGCGGUGCGGUGCUCCAACAAAGUGGUGUACGUCGUCAAGUUUGAUGGUCCUGCUGAAAAAGAUCGAUUCCGACGAGUCCUGGCAGCUUGUCUUUUCUGUACGUCAUUGCUGUCCUCCAGUGCCAUUCCUACUAACCCGGCCAAUUUAUUAGUGACGCUCGAAGUCACUGAACUGGUCGAUUAUUUAUUCCGCCUGAUCCGUGACAAAUUACGGUCGGUGUCCACUGCAGAACACAUCCUGGAUGCAGUCCGGUAUCAGAUCUUCCAGGAGUUCAACGUGACUAUCCAGGUCAUCAUUACAGGUGAAAGACAUGCGUGCGAGACCGAUUGGGAUGGAAGAAAUCGUCGCAAUUGCCCGGAUCCAGUGUGUCGGGCGGAGUAUCGCCGUCUCCUGGGCGCUCUGGGGGGUAGAGGUCUCUGUCGGCUCACUGAGACGCUGGAGUCAACGUACUGGAUCCUUCGAGCGGCUAGGACUACCCAUCCUACCGUGUCAGAUGCAAACAAGCGGAUGAUGGGGGAAGGAUUUGAUGAGGUGGCAGAGGAGGAUAGACGUGUGUUCCGACGGGGUGACGGUUGGGACGGUGCUGGCACCGGCGAUAUGGAGCUCGAAGGACUUAACGAGUACGCCCCUUGCCCUUAAAAGGUACUCGACCGACCCAGAGGGUUGGGUGGACGGGCUCCGUGGGCGCAGCUGGUUCUGCCUGUGAGAUGAUGCUGACUGUUUGUGCCGGUCUGUUUGAGUUUCUUUCGUGAGAGAUGUGAUGUGUUGACGACUCUGUGGGAGGAAAGUUCGACCUGGAAUGAAGAAGGUCGCUUGUCUUAAUACGAAGCCAGGAGAGGGAGGAUUCCAUCUAGUGUAAAUUUAACGAAAUCUGCUCGUUUGUUGAAAGCGUGGCAUGGACAUCAAUGUACAAUAUCCAAAAU
This is a messenger RNA of Aspergillus sclerotioniger CBS 115572, 2573 nucleotides long. RefSeq lists its product as uncharacterized. The record is from RefSeq and is a predicted model, not a curated record. The transcript has 2 exons. Bases 1 to 2289 code for a protein of 762 amino acids. Lineage: Eukaryota; Fungi; Ascomycota; Eurotiomycetes; Eurotiales; Aspergillaceae.